This is a messenger RNA of Pogona vitticeps (central bearded dragon), 915 nucleotides long. It is a transcript of the gene PEA15, whose product is annotated as proliferation and apoptosis adaptor protein 15. Lineage: Eukaryota; Metazoa; Chordata; Lepidosauria; Squamata; Agamidae. Gene Ontology annotation, biological process: MAPK cascade; regulation of apoptotic process. Gene Ontology annotation, molecular function: protein binding. The record is from RefSeq and is a predicted model, not a curated record.
GGUGGCGCGUCGGGUCCCGGGCGGGCGAGGCUCGCACAGAAGCGGAUCGGAAGGGACGCCGCUGCCCAGCUCAGCCCAGCCCAAGGCCGGCCGUGCCCGGAGGGCGCCGCCGCCUCCGCCGCUGCCGCUCCUGCGCUCCUCGCCGCCGCAGAGAUGGCAGAAUACAGCAACCUGCUGGAAGAACUGGCCGAGAACAUCACCAACGAGGACCUGGACCAGCUGAAGUCGGCCUGCAAAGAGGACAUCCCGAGCGAGAAGCACGAGGAGAUCGCCACCAGCAAGGAGUGGUUCAGCUUUCUCGAGAAGCACAAGAAACUGGACAAAGACAACCUCUCGUACAUCGAGCACAUCUUUGAGAUCUCGCGCCGGCCCGACCUGCUCACCAUGGUGGUCGAAUAUCGCACCCAAGUGCUGAAGAUCUCCGAGGAGGACGAAGUGGACACGAAGCUCACCCGCAUCCCCAGCGCCAAGAAAUACAAAGACAUAAUCCGGCAGCCCUCCGAGGAAGAGAUCAUCAAACUGGCCCCGCCGCCCAAAAAAGCUUAAAGUAGGCGAGAAGGAGGAGGAGGAAGAGGAGGAGGAGGAGGAGGAGGAAGGGCACACGCUCCCAAGACCACCACCACCACCACUCUCUCCUCUUCUGCCUUCCAUCUCCCUUUCUCAGUCUGGUUGGAGGGCAGAGGAGGAGUGGGGUGGGGAGCAGCCUUGGCUGUUAAUAAAAUCUUAACCCAAGUCCCUCCCUCCCUCCUCUGCCACCCGCCCCCCCCUCCCCACGGCAAGACCACUGUUCCAGGAACUGUUGCCUCUCCCUCUUUGGUCCCCACCUGGGAUAGACACGGAAGCUCUCUUGAGAGCAGCUCAGCUAUCUGAGCAGGGUUGGGUUGGGUUGGGUGGCCCCCCGCCCCCGGGGAGAAG